AUGACCCACGUCUUAGAGCUGCCGUCUACUUUCGGGCUUUCUCGGGACAGCCGGAACGAUGACCGUAGCAAGGUGAAGCACAAGCUGCCGAAAUGGCUGCUUCUGUACGUGGUCACACCAGAGGCUGACGGCCACGAUGCAGAAGUGCGUUUGGCUUGCAGGGCCACACGGGUCGUGGAGCACGUUGGCGCAAUGAAGCCAACGGAUGCCCACGAAUGCCAGAUUUGGUUCAACAACAGAGUGAAACAGAGAAAACGAAAGGGUGAGGUUUCGGAAACACAAAGCAUGUCUUUUUGUGCCUGGAAGCUUGACAAAGUCUUCAGGUUCCAGGAGCCUGUGUGUGUAGAGCGAUCACAAAUUGCUGGGAGACAACUGCAAAAAGUCAGCAACGUCAGUGCGGAUAUUUGGCAACUGUGCUGGGCUUCGAAGGGCUGCCAACUGAUGCCAUCUCUUCCCGAAGAGAAACGGUUUUCAGACUUGACUCCGGCGAAAGGGUGGCUUGUGCAAGUUCCAGGGCCUAUGGCGUUGCUUGGCUGUGAGACCAUGCCCUCCGAGCCAGUCUUGUGGACCCCAGCAUCUGUGGCAGCCAGCCUGCAUGUCACUGUUGAAAAGGAGUCACCUUCUCUUGUUGAGGCAGCAGAAGCUGAGGCCGAAGCUGGAGCAGCUCUAGCAGGGCGGGUCGCGGGCAUGAGUCUGCAACCGAUACAGGAGAUCCACAGCAUCCGAUUGACUUUUGCACUUCAGAAUAGCUCAGAUCUUCCAGUAGUUGUGAACUCAGUGACUCGGUUUUUAGGCCCCUUCAUAGGGGACCCGGAUCCGACAAAGCUAGCAGCAGCGAUGGCGUCUAUUCCCGGGCGUUACAAGCUUCGCUCCGGGAUGCUUAAACUAGAUAUGCUGCACAUGCUCUACAGGCGAAGCGUCAUGCAACAAGGCCUCGCUCAGCAGAAGCGCAUAGCCCGCUACCUCAGCAUGGAUGCUUCUCCUCAAGGCGGGUAUGAUUACCUGUGUAUGACGGAGGAAGUAAUGCAACGUAAUCAACCCAUCGUCAUCCCCGACUGUCCAUUCAGCGGCUUCAGCUACACACAGAGAACAAUGCCCAUCAUGACAUUAGCGAGGGGAGAGACUAGGACAUUCGUCAAGGCCCAGAGGCUGAAGCAUGCAAUUUGCUUGGAGAGUUCCUUGAAGCAUCUGGAUUUGUACAGGUCACAAGUGAAGGGGUGGGUGAGUGACCAAGGAACAGAGAAAGCUGUGCCUCAGACUUUUCUCGGUGAUACUGCCCGUUUGCAAGAGAUGACUUCCAGCUUGCAGGAGGGUAGCAGCACCUUGGAGGCGAUGCUGGCAACCAGCAAGCAAUCGUUUCUCUGGAACAGUUUACGGCACCCCGGGUAUCUGCACAUCAUGUUCAAUGCCCUGGAAGAAACUUGCAAAGGCUGCCCUCGAUGGGAGGUUUUCGAAAAACAGCUGAGCAGUGUUUCGAAACUGCUGACGAAUCGCUCCUAUCGCGAGAUAGUCUUGUAUCGCAUGAUGUCUGAGGCUACUCAGCAGGAGAAGCAGACAGUGCAAGGCUACCACGGCCAACUCCUAUCAUGGAGAUGGGAGAGCUUGCAUCUUACAUUGCGGCAUUAUGUGCACGUGCGACCGGUUCUGCAGAAGUACCUGAACCCCGACAUGCUUUCUUCGGAGACCGGUUUCGGUGACCAACUGAGUGCUCUUUUGUCGGAUCCAUGGCACCAGGGCUACGUAGAGUGGGCAUUGAUGUUUUCCGGGUUUGUGCAGAUAUGGGCCCAUUGGCUUGAAGGUUGUUUCUGCCACGAGGAACAGCUCCAGCAAGCCAAGACUCGCAAGGCCCGGGACAAACUGAAGUGUCCAUGGAAGGGUCGGCGUACUUCCGUGCUCAUUGCUGGGUGCAAGGAUCGGAUGUUGCAAGCUUUGCAAAGUCACGGAAGUGUUCGCUUCACAGAGGCCAUGCUCGAUUUGCCGCAGGAGGUUUCAGCCGCCAUGGUUCUGAUGGACGGCCAAGCUCGAGACAAGUGGUCAGCUGUGCUGUCGCAGAAGAUGUCCUACCUUGAUCAUGUGCCGCACAAGUUGGCCGGUGCUUUCGCUCACCUCGCCGAUCCUGGUCGCUAUUCUUUGUCGGGAAGCAAGCGCAUUGUGCAGGAAUGCUUUGCAGAGUAUGCGACGUUGAAGUCCCAAGGGCGAACAACUGCUCUCCUUGCAGGGCUUUUUGAGCGAAGUGCCAUGGGCGAGACGGCGGACCAGCUGUGGGCAUAUGCCAACAGCCCAGACACCAAAGAGCUGAGAGACUUCCCCUUGGCUUGGGUGGAGGUUCAGGAGAGGGCCUUUUGCACGAAUGUGGAGCGGAUGACGGAACGGCAACACGUCUUGGUUAAGAUAGCAGGCCAUAGGACUUUGAGGUUCGCAGGCCCUGCCAUGACCUGUGUGCGUGCCCGGCGAGAUCAGCUGCAGCAAAUGAUCGACGACACCCAAAUGUGUGCUUUCUUGAUUUCGAACUGGCGACGUCGUACCAUUUUCAGAGAACUGCUUGAACACGUGAUGAGUGCCCAGGAUUGCAAUAAAUCUAGCUUUGCUCAUCGUGUGAGCCGUGUUUACGGCUACAACGAGGCAGACCACUUCCUGGAUGAAAUGGAAGAGGAGGAGAACUCUGGGUUGGCCCUGGGGAAUGCCGUGGCGGUGGCAUUGAGAGAUGUGGGUCCUGUGAGACCUGACUUGAAGAAGCAACAGUGGAUGAUGGUGGAUUUCAUCAAGAGCCAGCUGCCCACUGGCACCGUUUUCAGUGUUCCUGAGUUCCUGUUGGGGAGUCUGCUCGGCGAACCGCUGCCGGAGUCUCAGGAACAACACGGUCCUCUGGACUUGGAGGGCUUUGCUGAUUCAUUGUUGCCAGGGGACAUUCCAGAGCUUGUUGCUAGAGAACAUGUCUUUUGCUCUGUGCUGGAUGCUUGGCCAGAGCGACGGACCGAGGUGCAGACUCUGACAGCUAUUGGUAACGACCGCAAGGGGCACAUGCACAUCGUUCAUUUUUUGAAUGUGAAUCUUAGCAAUGCUUCACAGCCUGUGGUGUCCUAUAAAAAUGUGCAACAUCGAACCCUGGAUUUCAGUCAUGUUGCGACACUGCCCUUUCUGAAGCUCUUCUCGUCAUUGUGCCACGUUUGGGGUCCUCGCUGCAAGUCCUUUAAGGUGGAGGUGCUGCCACUGAGGGACCAGGCAGCAAGGACGUCGUCUGAACCGCCUCUGGCCUUGCCGCACUUCACGACCGACGACGACCUGCUGGCCGAUCUAGCCGGGCAAGCAAUCGAAGACCAGGAGUUGCAUCUCCGUGAGCCAGGCAAUGGCCCAGACGUGGGAGCUGGGCUGUCCAGUGCCCAGGAGGAGAGCAUGCUGAACCAGUUGUUGAAACACAGGGCUGUAGGGGAUAAGUUCGUCGAGUCUUCUGCCUUGAAAGAGUACCACGGCCGAGCUGUUCAGAGCUUGGUUGAGAAGGGAGUAGUGCAGGUUCGGUGGGAUGAUUUCGGCGAGUCAUCUCUGGCUAUGAGUAGCGAUAUGAACUUGUCCACGUUGCUGCUCUUGACAGAGCCUGAAGUUUUCGCUGUUCACAAGCAAGAGCUGAGCAACCCUGCAGGCCGUAACAAGGUCGGAUGGUUGAGAGGACUCCUGGUCAAAUCUUGGAAGCCUGCCCCCAAAGACAAAGAUCCUGAGUGGAGAGUCAAGGGCAGCCGGAAGCUGCUGCCUGCCAACCUUCUGGAUUCCUGUGAGCCUCACCUUGUUUGUUUGGCAAUGGAAGACAGCAUUUGGCAGAAGCCUGGGGAUCUGCGAAGGAUCUGUCAUGGCGGCAGUGCUGACUACUACCAGAUGCUACUAAAAGCACUGGACUUGACAGGUGUCCAGGAAUGGACAGUGCAGCAGUGCCGUGAGUUUCGGGACAAGAAACGAAAGGCAACACGUACUGCUCCACGUCAUACUGGCAGCAGGGCGACAGCAAGCACCCAAGAGCCAUUGCGACUCGCUCUGGAGCUUCCCGUUGAGCCUCGUGUGAACUGCCGGGUGGCGGGGCUCGAAGACCUCGUCAUUUAUUUUGACAAUUUCACACACCAGAGCGGCAACCGUCGUGCUUUCUGCCAGUGUUUGCAGCAUGCCGAUUGCAGACGAUACACCUUUGUGAAAAAUCACAGAGACAAGGAUGAGGCAGCUGCGUGGCUCUUAGCAUGGGCUUCCUCUGCGCCCCGUUUCGAGACUGCAGAAGAGCACGUGAAACACAACCCCAGUGACAGUGCUGUGCAAUCCAUGGAGGAAAGGUUCGCCUUCGGCAGAUUCUCAGAGCCGGUCGUUUUGCAAGAGAAAGAGAGGAGUGACUGCCCACAGCCCUACAGUUUAGGUUUUGACCCGAGUUUGACAACAGCAUAUCUUGUCUGA
Molecule: messenger RNA, 4428 nt
Organism: Symbiodinium sp. CCMP2456
Lineage: Eukaryota; Dinophyceae; Suessiales; Symbiodiniaceae
Source: the annotation of a GenBank genome assembly